CGUCGCCCCCGUCUUCGAGUGGACACCCCCUGUAAGAUCGCGUUUUAUUUCUUUCUUUCGUCUCGUAGCCUCCUUCUUCUCUUUCUCUCCCUGUCUCUUUGUUUUUUCUCUCUUUUCUCCCUUUGUCCUUUUUGUGUGAUCCUACUCGGUCUCCACGUCUACCUGGAACCACUCUACCUGGGUCUACGCGCUGUCUCCGAAUCUGGAUGCUAGACAAAGAGUCUUUUUCUCUUGAGGCGAGUGGCGAGUGCAAAGGACGCGCGCUUCUCUACGCAAAAGUGGCAAGAGUGAAGUUUCCGGUCAGUGUGUGUCAGUGUCGAAUAACGCAACGAGACCCGCGACCGGCGGUAUGGAUGUUACCAGCGGAAUGAGGCCCAUCUUCGGUGGAUAUCCGUUCCAAGGACAAGGUCGAAUGAAUCAGCUGGGAGGGGUCUUCAUCAACGGGCGACCUCUCCCAAAUCAUAUCCGCCUAAAAAUCGUAGAAAUGGCCGCCGCUGGAGUUCGUCCUUGCGUCAUCUCCAGACAACUCCGCGUCUCACACGGUUGUGUCUCCAAGAUCCUGAAUCGGUAUCAAGAAACUGGAUCCAUUCGUCCGGGAGUGAUCGGUGGUAGCAAACCGCGAGUGGCCACACCGGAAGUCGAGGCGAGGAUCGAGGAAUUGAAGAGAGACAAUCCAGGAAUAUUCUCCUGGGAAAUAAGAGACAAACUUAUGAAGGAGGGUUUCUCGGAUCCGCCAAGUGUCAGUUCUAUCAGCAGACUUCUUCGAGGUGGAGGGCGACCAGGGGAUGACGGAAAGAAGGAUUACACCAUCAACGGCAUAUUAGGCGGCGGUCGUUGCGGUGAUGACUCUGACACGGAGAGCGAGCCGGGCAUUCCACUGAAGCGAAAGCAACGAAGAAGCAGAACGACGUUCACCGGUGAACAGCUCGAACAAUUGGAAACUGCCUUCCAGCGAGCUCAAUAUCCAGACGUUUAUGCCAGAGAGGAAUUAGCCCAGAGGACCGGACUGACAGAAGCGAGAAUUCAGGUGUGGUUCAGUAAUCGCAGGGCGCGCCUCCGCAAACACACCGGUAGCAUAGCUCAUUCGGUGGCGGGUCUGCCGCUGACACCGUGCCAAUACGCCAGCCACGAGCUUGCCCAGAUACCGCAGGUACCGCAGAUGCCGAGCGGGAUACCGCAGGUACCCACGACGUUGCAUCACAGCCCGACGACGUUGCACCAGGCGCCCGGCGUGCACCAAGUGCCCGGUACCGCUGUCGCUCAAAUGGCGACCACGAUGGCCCAGGUGCCCACGACGAUGAGCAGCGCUCUUCAAGGACACGCGGUCGCCAUUUCCGGCCAUCUCGGCUCGCUUCCGGCGCACGCGGCCUCCAUGCAACUCGCACAGGUGUCGACGAUGCAGCCACCGGCCGCGCAUGCCGCGCCGACGUCGCUUUCGCACAACAGCGGUAGUACCGAUUGGUCCAGGACGCAGUUUGGCUGGGGACAGUUUAAUCAUUUUCAGAGUGGUGAUUACGGUUCGAGUCACCCUGGUCAUCAACAUGGAUCUCAAAAUACUCAAUCCUCAAGUACCACGAACACUGCAACGUCAGAUUGGUACGAUCAAGGCUACGAUUACGUUCCACACUCUCAACUUAAUUAUCAUCGUAGCGUAGGUGGAAUAUUUUAGCCGAUCAAUUAUUGUACAGAGAUUAAUUGUAAAAGAAAGACGUUAAAGA
Camponotus floridanus (Florida carpenter ant) is the source of this 1718-nucleotide messenger RNA. RefSeq names its product protein gooseberry-neuro. The transcript has 6 exons. Gene Ontology annotation, biological process: regulation of transcription by RNA polymerase II; anatomical structure development. The coding region runs from base 350 to 1669 and encodes 439 amino acids. NCBI's taxonomy places the organism in Eukaryota, Metazoa, Arthropoda, Insecta, Hymenoptera, Formicidae. Gene Ontology annotation, molecular function: RNA polymerase II cis-regulatory region sequence-specific DNA binding; DNA-binding transcription factor activity, RNA polymerase II-specific. The record is from RefSeq and is a predicted model, not a curated record.